Lottia gigantea (owl limpet) is the source of this 378-nucleotide messenger RNA. RefSeq lists its product as hypothetical. Lineage: Eukaryota; Metazoa; Mollusca; Gastropoda; Lottiidae. The record is from RefSeq and is a predicted model, not a curated record. The annotation marks the transcript as partial. The transcript has a single exon.
UUAUGUCCUCUAUCACCAUUUCCAUUGUCAAUACUUCCUUUGUCGUCAUUAUACCCUGUAUCGCCAUUCUUAUCGCCUUUAUGUCCCCCUUCGCCAUUCCUAUCGCGAUUAUAUCCUCUAUCGACAUUCCUAUGGCGAUUAUAUCCUCUAUCGACAUUCCUAUCGCGAUUAUAUCCUCCUUCGCCAUUCCUAUCGCGAUUAUAUCCUCCUUCGCCAUUCCUAUCGCGAUUAUAUCCUCCUUCGCCAUUCCUAUCGCGAUUAUAUCCUCCUUCGCCAUUCCUAUCGCGAUUAUAUCCUUCGCCAUUCCUAUCGCGAUUAUAUCCUCCUUCGCCAUUCCUAUCGCGAUUAUAUCCUCCUUCACUAUUCCUAUCGCGAUGA